Monopterus albus (swamp eel) is the source of this 2617-nucleotide messenger RNA. Its product is annotated as complement factor B-like. Gene Ontology annotation, molecular function: serine-type endopeptidase activity. The transcript has 18 exons. Gene Ontology annotation, cellular component: extracellular exosome; extracellular region. Lineage: Eukaryota; Metazoa; Chordata; Actinopteri; Synbranchiformes; Synbranchidae. The record is from RefSeq and is a predicted model, not a curated record. The coding region runs from base 19 to 2310 and encodes 763 amino acids. Gene Ontology annotation, biological process: proteolysis; complement activation; response to bacterium.
CCCAGUGUAAGGUUCAACAUGAGACUUUCCGUAGAGUGGAGCUGGUUUGUUGCUCUUUCAUGCCUCCUCUGCAUGGGAGGUGAAGUUCAGUGUGCUUGCUCAGACGAGGAUAUAAAACGUGAAGGUGUUGAGUACACACUGACCAGGCAGCUGGAGAAAGGCAGCAUGUUGGUCUACAACUGUCCUGAGGGUUUCUAUCCAUUCCCCGCUUUGACCCGCAUGUGCCAAGCUAAUGGCAGCUGGAGACCAGCACCCAGAAGGUUUUCACCUCAGAAGUGCAAGCCGGUUGAAUGUCCAGACCCCACUGUGCUGGAGAAUGGAAAUGUCUCCCCUCCUCAGGAGAAGUACUUUGUGGGCAAUGAGACCAUGUAUGAGUGCUACUCUGGAUACACAAUGCGAGGCUCAAACCAACGUGUUUGCCUAAAAAAUGGGAAGUGGAGCGGCUCCACUCCAGUCUGUAGCCGUGAUUCAGAAAAUGCAUGCCCUGAUCCUGGAAUCCCAGCUGGUGCCUCCAGAACAGGGAACAUUUUUGGAAUUGAUGACAAAGUGAAGUACACCUGCAAUGGCAACUUGUUUUUGGUGGGAUCGAGUGAAAGGGUGUGCAAGGAGGGCGGCCAGUGGACCGGCCAAGAGCCGGCAUGCUACUACAGACACACAUAUGACACAAUACAGGAGGUUUCCGAGUCAUUUGGCAGUGCAAUCAGAAACAGCCUCACCACUUUAGAGUCCACUGAUGACAUACAGGGGGAAAAGAGAAUCAGGCUUUCCAAAAAUGGGACACUAAACAUCUAUAUUGCUGUGGAUGUUUCUGAGAGUAUAGAAGCGAUAUACUUCUUGGAUGCAAAAAAAGCUGUCAUUGCACUUAUAGAAAAGAUUUCAUCCUUUAGUGUGACUCCAAACUAUCACAUCGUCUUUUUCUCCUCUGAAAUAUUUCCGGUUGUCGAUAUUCUUGACAUGUUGGAUGGAAAAGUACAACUAAGCUCUGUCAAGAAGGAGCUGAAAGAUUUUAAAAUAAGUGAUCAAAUCACUGCAGGAACAGAUCUGAACCUCAUCUUUAGCAACUUCUUGGAGCGAAUGGCUAUUAUAGAGCAACAAGUUGGGAAAGAGGCUUUUAAGGAACAUCGCCAUGCCCUCAUCAUUUUUACAGAUGGAGCUUAUAAUAUGGGCGGUUCACCUGCACCUACUGUGGCACAAAUAAAAAAUAAGGUAUACAUGAACUACACUGGUGAGACUUCAACAAGAGAAGACUAUCUUGACAUAUAUAUUUUUGGCAUUGGAGCUGAGGUCUUUGAUGACGACCUGCAGCCUCUCACAACUACAAAGGCCAACGAAAAGCAUUACUUCAGAAUGAAGGGCCUUGAUCGUUUGCAAGAUACCUUUGAUGAAAUGAUUGAUGAAGAUGCAGUUAAGGGCCUAUGUGGUCUUCAUAAGGACUACGACAGAGUCAUAGACAAAGACGACAUAGAGAGGAAGAAAAAAAUGUAUCCAUGGUUAGCCUUCAUUUAUAUUGAGGGAGGAAGGAAAUGCCUUGGCUCUCUGGUGAACUCUAAGAUGAUCUUGACAGCAGCUCACUGCUUCAGAUUUGGGGACAAGCCAGACGAUGUCAAAGUUGAGAUUGAUGAUAGAAUGGAUCGCAAAGUGAAAAAAGUAAAAACCUUUAUAUUACACCCAAACUACAACAUUAAGGGUAAAGUCGAUGAGGGUGUGGAUGAGUUCUAUGACUACGAUGUGGCUCUCAUCCAACUGGAGAAAGAUGUUAAAAUUUCAAUUUCUGUUCGACCUAUUUGCAUACCUUGCACCCAGGAGACCAGCGAAGCUCUACAAAUGGUUGGCAAAUCCACUUGUAAAGCACAAGAGCAGCUUCUGUUAAAGACUCAAUUGGAAGAACUGAAUUUCAUGACUAGGACAGACAAAUGGGCAGCUGAAAAAAAUGUUCGCGCUAAGCUUGGAGAUAAUAGAGGUGAUUGUAUCAGACAUGCACUAGAGGCAAAAGGCAUAAAAACAAAAAAUCCAGAGGUUGCUGUGACUGAUAACUUCCUGUGCACUGGUGGUCUGACUCCUCAGAGAGAUCAUAUAGCAUGUACAGGUGACUCUGGAGGUGCUGUGUUCAAGCAUCAUCAUCAGCGCACAGUACAGAUUGGAGUGGUCAGCUGGGGAACCAAGAAUAAGUGCGAGGGGGGCGGUGUUGUCGAGUCAGAUGACGCCUCCAGAGAUUUCCAUAUAAAUCUUUUCAGAGUUGUUCCUUUUCUCAAGCAAUACCUUGGAAAUGACACUCAGAAUGACUUUGAGCCACUUCAAUUUGUGGACUAAAUACUAAAUACUGUAAAUUUACCAUUUUACUUCUAUCAUUUAUGGUUACUGUAUCUUUAAAAACACUGACUUUUGGUAUUUUGAUAAUUUUACAUUCCAUGAGGAUUUUUUCCCCAGACUGUUUCAGAAUGAAACUAUAAUUUUCAGAUAAACAUUUCUCAAAUUACAAAAAAAUUGUAAUUGUUCUUUUCAGCACUAUCCAUUCUUAAAAUGUACAACUACCUUCGUGCAAACAGUUCACUUAACUACAUUUUUUUGUAAAUGAUCCAAAAUGUACACAUUAUACCUUUAUUCAUCAUGAAUUCAG